Molecule: messenger RNA, 5274 nt
Organism: Mugil cephalus (flathead mullet)
Lineage: Eukaryota; Metazoa; Chordata; Actinopteri; Mugiliformes; Mugilidae
Gene: tent5c
Product: terminal nucleotidyltransferase 5C
Exons: 2
Coding region: 383-1522 (379 amino acids)
Biological process (GO): mRNA stabilization
Molecular function (GO): RNA binding; poly(A) RNA polymerase activity
Source: RefSeq, a predicted model, not a curated record
AUAUAUAUAUAUUCUUUUACAACCACAGUGAAAGUUGCUCGUUUGCGUAGAGUCGUAGAAAAAAAAAUGUUUUGUUUUAAAUAUACAGGUCUAUUUGGAUUAUACCGCGCCGUGAAACUGUAAAACGCUCGCCACGCAGAGACGAAGCGGGGGACUGUGUCGUGCCACGGCUGAGUACGCGUCUCGGUGGGUCGUACUUCGGCUUUAAAACUGGCGUGCGUUCAGGGAGGAGUGUGGUUUAAACGCUGACUUUUAUGGUGCUCCAGUGUCUCUCUGUCUCGGCCAGUGGAUUAUGUGUGAGGACAACCUAACAUCUCUUCUUUUUACUCUUUGAAUGCUGCCACCAGCACUCGUUUGGUAAUUUGUUCUGAACUUUUGAGUCAUGGAUAACAAGGAGGAAUCGCAGAGUGUCCUGACCUGGGAGCAGGUGAGCCGGCUGGACGAGGUCCUCACCGAGGUGGUGCCCGUCCACGGGCGGGGCAACUUCCCCACGUUAGAGGUGCAGCUGAAGACUAUUGUGGCGCGGGUGCGCUCCCGCCUGGAGCUGAGCGGCAUCAAGGUGAAGGACGUGCGGCUGAACGGCUCCACCGCCAGCCACGUGCUGGUGCAGGACAUCGGCUGGAGCUACAAGGACCUGGACGUCAUCUUCAAGGUGGACCUGCCGCACGAGGCGGAGUUCAGGCUCAUCAAGGACGUCGUGCUGGGCACCCUGCUGGAGUUUCUCCCCGAGGGCGUGAACAAGGAGAAAAUCACACCCAUGACUUUGAAGGAGGCUUACGUCCAAAAGCUGGUGAAGGUCAGCACCGAGCAGGACCGCUGGAGCCUCAUCUCCCUCUCCAACAACAACGGCCGCAACGUGGAGCUGAAGUUUGUGGACUCGAUACGUCGGCAGUUUGAGUUCAGCGUGGACUCCUUUCAGAUCGUCCUGGACUCCAUGCUCUCCCACUACGACAGGCCGAAGGCGUCCUUGUCUCAGGCCUCUCACCCCGUCGUCGGCGCCGAGAGCGUGUACGGGGACUUCAACGUGGCGCUCGGCCACCUCAGGGACAAGCUGAUCGCCACCAAGCGGCCCGAGGAGAUCCGCGGCGGCGGCCUGCUGAAGUACUGCAACCUGCUGGUGCGGGACUUUCGGCCGGCCAACGAGGAGGAGUUCAAGGGCCUGGAGCGGUACAUGUGUUCGCGCUUUUUCAUUGACUUUCCCGACAUCGGCGAGCAGCAGCGCAAGGUGGAGGCCUACCUCCAGAGCCACUUCAUCGGCGAGGAGAAGAGCAAGUACGAGUACCUCACGAUCCUGCGGCGGGUGGUCAACGAGAGCACGGUGUGCCUCAUGGGCCACGAGCGCCGGCAGACCCUCCACCUCAUCUCGCUCAUGGCCUUCCGGGUCCUGGCGGAGCAGAACGCCAUCCCGGACGCGUCCUGCGUCACCUGCUACUACCAGCCGGCGCCGUAUGUCCGAGACCACAACUUCAGCAACUACUACGUGGCCAACCAGAACAUUCCAACAUGGCUGCCAUGUAACUGACACGGACAUACACGCAGGAGGACGUACGGAGGGCGUCGCUGCUGCAGCCGCCGCCGCCGCCGCUGCUUUUCGAGCGAGAGAGAGAGAGGAAAUAAAUAAAAAGAAAUUUCUCCCCAAAAAUUGAAUAUGGAGGCAAUAAAUGCUAUGUUCCUCUCAAGGCACAAUUAUAUUUAAGUGGACAAGUGUUUUGCUUUUGUUUUUUUUGUUUUUGGAAUCCUUUCUCAUUCCUUAUCUACAGACGUGUCGAGGUCAUUGAAUAGAAAGUGAUAUUUUUAAGUGUUAUUUAGAUUUAUUAUUUCUUUCCUCAUGUUUAGUUGUUUCCAUGUUUAUCAUCCUUAUUCUUAAUGGAGUUGUGUUUUGUGCCUUUAGCCUCCAGGUUUACCCCCUCCAGUGCUUUGAGUAUAGGCUGUUUUUUUUGAAGGGAGGAAGCAAGAAGAGCGAUAGCCUUAAGUUUGGUUUUCUCCUUGAUUUAGGAAAAUUAAAUUUAAAAAAAAAAAAUUAAAAAAAUGUCAAAAGUGAGAACAAAAAAACAGAAAAUAAUGGAAAAAUUGGUAUUAAGAGGGAAUGGGUAUUAAAAUAGAAAGAUGGAGGCCCCCAAAAAAAGCAGAUCACCGGUGUUAAAACAUUUACUGGGUGGGAAGAAAGUUACACUAAUAACUUUUGGUCACGAGAGAAAUUAUUGGGAAGAGUCAGUUUGUUUUAAUUCAUUUUGACACAUGUACACGUGUCCCCAAUGUGCCAGCAGUGCCUGUGAUUUGCGAACAAUGUAAGAAGAGAGCAUGUGUUAUUAUUAUUAUUAUUAUUUUUUUUUUUUUCCACUGUGAAUUUCAAGUGUAGCUGACCCUCUCCUCCCACUCCCAAACCCCGGGUUACUCAGCCAUGUGCUCCUCAGUGGAAAACCCGCUGUCGUCAGACGGAUUUGGGCUCUUUUGCUUUUUUAAGUCACUUCCAAACAGGCUCUCGCUUGGUGACCUCCAGAUGUCACGUUGUUGUUGGCGGGGGGAGGGGGGGGGAGGACACAGGCCUGCUGAGGGGAAUGUGUCUGGCGAGGAGUCCUGGAGUUGACAGGCCAACUUCCCUUCCCUUAAAAGGAGCAGCACAUGGGGACGGCCGGCAGGGUUGUCCCUUUUACAACCAUUGCAGGCUCGACGGCAGCUCUGGAACGGGAUCCUCCUCCUCCUCCUCCUCCUCCUCCUCCUCCUCCUCUGGAUCUUACUGUCUAUAAUUAUCCUGUUGAGGUGGUACCUUCAGGAGCCCCCCCCGCCACCUUACACUUCCUGUUACGCUGGGAUUCAUACAGCGUUUAAAACCCCUUUUGUGGUCAUGGAGAAGAAAGACAUCAUGUCUCCUCCGUGGGGGGGACACCACUCCCCCUCUUCAGACUUUGAUUUAUCGGUGACGGAGAAGCCCCCCUACAGAACGUUUCUAUUUCCAACCACACCUAUUAUUAGCAGCUCAUUUGAACCCUUGCAGAGCGGCAUUGCAGGGAGGUGAUCUAAGCUCUGCUUGUCAUCCCUUCCCUUUCUGGGGGGGGGGACGGGGGACGCUGGCCUCUCUCUCGGCUCUCUGAAGACUGAUUCCUGCUCGAGUCUCGUGUUGGUAGCAGAUAACCGGGAGACGCCUCUUAUCUGGCUGCUUCACAGCGGCGAUUAGGAAGCUGAGGACGGUCGGCUCAGCCUCUUCUUCUGCGCGUCACAUCUGGGGGGGUUUGUUUUUCCUCGGCUGCUCCACUUUUUUUUAUAAUCAAGCUGCCAAUAGUAUUUUUUUAACAACCAAGCGAGGGUGCUACACGUCGUCUUUCUCUGGACCAAAGCGUGCUUUACUACCAGCAACUCAAGCAAUCAAGUGCCUGUUGUCUUUUUGGAGAAUUAAUCUUUUUUUUUUUUUUUUUUUUUUAAGAAAGGCUUUUUAAUGGUGAUCAGGAGGGAUCGGUUCAGAUCAAAGGUUAAACUGUGUUAAUACCAAACCACCAUCACUGCAUUAGGAACUAGUUUAUGGGACAAUACAAACAUUAUUUUGGUUUGAUUUUGAAAUUUGAGUUCUUAUUUUUUUAUUGUUUUUCCCCUUAGUAGUUAGUUUUUUUUUAUUUAUUUUGUUUCCCACUCCUUUAAAACCCAUCAUUCCUUUCAGUCUCCUCCUUUGUCUUUUCCUACAUGUUUUCUCCAUCCUCCCCGAAUGCUUUUUUUUUUUUUUUUUUAAACCUAACUCAACCUUUUCUUGUCUACCUUUUUUUUGAAUUAGUUUUUGAAUUAGUUUUUCUGGCCAAAUACAAACCAAAGCAAUACCUGAAGUGCACUGAAGAGCUGCUGGAGUGUCACCCAGCAGAGACCCCCCCCCACCCCAACCACCCCAAACCCCCCCAUACUAACAGAAGCACUUUAGAGAGGCCUUGUUUUACUCCAACCACCUGAGAGGAAUGUAAAUAAGCUACGCUGUCAAUCGGUGGGCGGGAGUUGAGCUGGUUCUCAGGGACAUAAAGAGUUUUUGAGGACUGUUUUUUGCUAUUUUUUUUUUCCCUUUUAUAUUAUUUUGGUUCAAUGAAUUGGUUUAAUCGAGACGCCGCCUCCUCCUCCUCCUUCACCUUCAUCUGGUGCCUUUUCUACUCUGUAUUAAUCGUGACUCUUCUCAGCCAGACUGGAUGUUUUGAAGGUGGAUGUUGGAGGCAGAUUUCAGCUCUACUACACCCUGAAGGUUUUUUUUUUUUUUUUUAUCUGGGGGAAACCUUAUCAUUACUCGUGUGGUGGCUACGCCCCCUCCCAGGUUUAUCACCAGUCCUCCCAGCCCCAGAGUCCACAACACAGGGGACAAACAUCUGUCUUUGUGUCCUUUUUGGGUAACGAUAAAUUGGAUCAUGGGUUUUCUUGUUGGCGGCGCUCGUAACAGUUUAUGAUCGACGCCAAAGAAAAUGCACAGAAACAAAACUGUUGCGUUUUCUCGUUGGUAAUUGUAGUUUUAUUUUCAUUUAUUUUUUGCGCCCAUGAUCAUGAGUUCACGGUUAUUGUGUGUGGGGGGGUUUAAUGACGACUGAUGACAUUUACCUUUACCAUCAGAGGUCAGAGUUCAGGCUUGAUCCCUUUAUUUGUGGUCUCUUUGUGAUGUGGGUCGUGGGGGGGGGGGACAAAUCAAGAGGAUGAAGUGUUAAAUAUUAUUUUCAGACCCCUACUUUUCUUUCUUUCUGCUGUAAACGUGUCAGUGUUACACUCUCACCUCGCCUUUAGUCGCCUCACUCUGUUUGAGCGUUUGUUUUUUUCCUUCAGUGACGCCUGUAGACGUGUCUUUUCCUAGAGGGGGGGUGCAGAGGAAUCUUCAGAUUAGGUAUUUAGUGGUUCAGCUUGUCUAAAAAAAAAAAAAAAAAAAAGUACAAGUCUUACACCAGAGGAAUGUGAUUAUAUGAAGAGUUGUGAAUAUUAUUUUUUUGCAGCAGAUUUUUGUUUACGUGUGUGUGUGUGUGUGUGUGUUUGUGUGAAGGGAUGCCUGUGGUAAGUUUGAAAACAAACAAAAAAAAAAAGAGUGUGGGGGAAAAUAUAUGAAAUUUGUCGCACUAUAUAUAUAUAUAUUUUUGAAAUAGUUAAUGCAAAAAGAGCUUUUUUUGUCAGCUUUGUGAUUGUGACAAUGACUUUGAUGGUUACAACCAUUAUACUAUUUCAUUUUUCAGCACUUUUACCUCACUUGAGUUUUUCCUUUUGAAUGGAAAUGUACAUCAGGAAAAUGUGUUUGAAGAGGAAAUAAUGAAUAAAGAGUAUGAAAUGCAA